Larimichthys crocea (large yellow croaker) is the source of this 2924-nucleotide messenger RNA. It is a transcript of the gene eef2k, whose product is annotated as eukaryotic elongation factor 2 kinase. The coding region runs from base 295 to 2526 and encodes 743 amino acids. NCBI's taxonomy places the organism in Eukaryota, Metazoa, Chordata, Actinopteri, Sciaenidae. The transcript is spliced from 19 exons. Gene Ontology annotation, molecular function: elongation factor-2 kinase activity; ATP binding; calcium ion binding. Gene Ontology annotation, biological process: protein phosphorylation; response to differentiation-inducing factor 1; myosin II filament disassembly. The record is from RefSeq and is a predicted model, not a curated record.
GUACGUGCCGCGGGCUCUGGUCGCGGUGGUGGACGGUAACAAGAGCUGCGGACCCCGCUGCCAGGCACCUCCCUGGACCUUUAGGCUACAUUGGAGAACCAGGACCGACCCACUCUGGUUCUGGGAGGAGAGUUAAGCUGCAGCUGCCUCUGUCCUCGCUGUUUAGCUGUUUAAAGUGAAGCUGAAAGACGGAAGAAGACCGAGGUGACUGGCCAUACUGUCACAGUCCGUCGAGAUAAAGUCAUUAAAGGUGUGUCUGCAAGCGCUUUAUAAGUCAACACAACAGCAGACAUCAUGGAGGAUGACCUGAUGUUCAGCAUGGAGGAGGAGGAGGGCAGCGCCAAGAGACCCCCUGUCCAGCGAAGUGCCCCCAAUCCACGAACCUCUUCCCUGAGUGAUGCCAGCGACGACGAAGACGAGCACUUCAUCUGUCCCAUCCUGGACGACUCUGCCAGAGAAGUCUGUCACUACCUGAAGAAUCUGGUUUACGCCCGACAGCUGUCAAACUCUCUUCCCAAGACCAACUUUGCGUUUAAGAAUGAAACAGAAACUGAGGCAGAAUCUCGCUCGUACAAGGUUUUGUCUGAGAGCGCACGGAACGCGUGGAAAAAUGCGAUCGAAAAGGCCAAAGCUAUGCCUGACCCCUGGGCAGAGUUUCAUCUGGAGGACAUCAAGACUGAACCCUGCAUUCGUUACAGGUACAACGCCGUCACAGGAGAGUGGGCUCAAGACCAGGUCCACCUUAAGAUGGCUGCCCAGCCAUUUGGGAAAGGGGCCAUGAGAGAGUGCUUCAGGACGAAGAAGUUAUCGAAUUUUUCACACAGCAGCAACUGGAAGUCAGCAUCCAAUUAUGUGGCCAAGAGUUACAUGGAGACGGUGGACAGGAACGUUUACUUUGAGGACGUCAGGCUUCAAAUGGAGGCCAAACUGUGGGGAGAGGAGUACAGCCGCCACCGCCCUCCCAAACAGGUGGACAUCAUGCAAAUGUGUGUGGUGGAGAUGACAGAGAGACCCGGUAAACCUCUCUUCCACCUGGAGCAUUACAUUGAGGGCAAGUACAUCAAAUACAACUCCAACUCCGGCUUUGUGAGGGACGACAACAUCCGGCUCACUCCACAGGCAUUCAGUCACUUCACCUUUGAGCGAUCGGGCCACCAGCUCAUCGUGGUGGACAUCCAAGGAGUCGGAGAUCUGUACACCGACCCACAGAUCCACACGGAGAAGGGGACUGACUUUGGGGACGGAAAUCUAGGUGUGCGAGGCAUGGCGCUGUUCUUCCACUCCCACCUGUGUAACAAGAUCUGCAAGAGCAUGGGCCUGACGCCUUUUGACCUUUCCCCCGCAGAGAGAUCCCAGCUGGACUGCACCAACAAACUGCUUAAGUCAGCCCAGACGGUGCUGAGAGGCUGCGAGGAGAUCUGCGGUUCUCCUCGUGUUCGCACCAUGUCAACAGGCCGCGCACCUCCGCUGUUAUCCCGCCUGUCCGAGACAUCAUCAGCGGACGACAGCAUGAGCGACAUGGACUCAGUCCCCUGCUCCCCUCUCCUCCUCCCCUGCUCCCCAGUAGUUACACAUGGAUUUAUGGCCAGGUCCCCCAUCGGCAUGAAUGAACAUGACAGGCACAAUAACAACACAGGUGAACACAAGGAAUCUGAUAGCGGCGGGGACAGCGGCUACCCCAGCGAGAGGAGGAGCGAAGGCGACCCAAACGAUCAUGUAGACGGGAGGAAGAUGGUAGCUCCUCCAAGAGUCUCUGCAAACUUAAAUUUACACAGUCCUGACAACGAAGGGCUGACGGAGGAGAAGUGGAGCUUCUACCAUUCGUCUCGCGCUCACAUCCACCGAUCUUCCUGUGUGGCCACUGAGGUGGAGCGCCUCGGCAAUCUGCUGCAGAAGAAGAUCGGCCAGUCAAUCCUCGGAAAGGUCCACUUGGCCAUGGUGCGGUACCACGAAGCGGGUCGUUUCUGCGAGAAGGACGAGCAGUGGGAUCAGGACUCGGCCAUGCUCCACUUGGAGAGAGCUGCACUGUGCGGAGAGCUGGAAGCCAUCAUAGCCUUGGGACAGUGCUGUCUGCAGCUGCCUCAUCACAUACUGCCAGAGAUGGAGCUGGAGGAUAAUGCAGGAAACCGGAUGAAAGGCUUUAAGUAUCUGCUGCAGGCUGCAGAGGCUGGUGACAGAUCUUCUAUGAUCAUAGUGGCCAGAGCUUUUGAUUCUGGGAUGAAUCUGUCAGCUGACAGAAAGCAGGACUGGGAGGAAGCCAUUCACUGGUACGACACAGCGUUGAACAUGACAGACUAUGACGAGGGAGGGGAGUUUGAUGGGACGCAGGACGAGCCUCGCUACCUGCUGCUGGCCAGAGAGGCGGAGAUGUACCAAGUGGGAGGCUUCAACCUAACUGCAGACCCACAGAGAGCAGGUGAUCUGUUUACAGAAGCAGCAGAAGCUGCCAUGGAGGCCAUGAAAGGUCGUUUGGCCAACCAGUACUACAUGAAAGCCGAAGAGGCAUGGGCGCUCAUGGAGGAGUAACUCUGGACGUGCAUUUUUAUCACAAAAAGGCCACGAAAGGCUGAUUUUUACACAUUCAGGAUACAACCUGAAUGGUUACCGUUUACAUUUUUAUAUUAUGGAAUUUUUUGCCAGUUGUGCUCUCUGUGGGUGUGUGUUCAGCCUUCUAGGAUCAAAUUUAAUGUCCAGGUUUUUUUGUUCUUCUUUUCCUGUUUCUGAAGCUUGUCAUCCUGAGUCGUCUUGUCUUUAAUUUCCUGUCUCUGAUUACAUUUUAAGGCUAAGGUGAAUGAUAUUGUUGCAUGAAAGAGGGUCUGAAGAAUCAAAACAAAAAAAAAGUUUACUUAAUUUUGCCCUAAAGUUGGAAAUAUUAAUGUAAAAAUACUUCACAAACUGUAAAAUAAAGUUUGCAUUGCUAUUUA